AUGCUCCCGUUGUUUGUUGCUUCGGCUAUGAAAACGAGCAUCGUUCUCAGCACAUUCAAGCACCUGAAGUGCCUGUUCAUGUACUGUAGUUGCAUAACCUGCUACAGUCCGAGAAUAUUGUUCGAGAAAAAGAAUAAUUAUACAUUUUGUUCAUGGAUGCAUAGCAUUUUCUCCAUUACUGCUCCUGUUAUUUGCAGGAAGAGAAGUUACGUGGACGUCCAGACUAUGAAACGUUCAUCAACUGAGUCAUACUUGUCACAUGUCAUAUGGCAUCUAGGCGAACAGGAUAUCGUGGUUGAUACGUGA
Striga asiatica is the source of this 306-nucleotide messenger RNA. NCBI's taxonomy places the organism in Eukaryota, Viridiplantae, Streptophyta, Magnoliopsida, Lamiales, Orobanchaceae. The record is from the annotation of a GenBank genome assembly.